UUUGCCUCUUGUUUGACGACAUCCGGAAUAAGGAAGUCCCUUAUUAAUUUGUACGCAGCUAGCUAGUAACACUUCCAAGGUGUGUGGCUAUAUCCUGAAUGCAUAGCAAAUAAACAAAAGCUCCAGCAGUUAUUACAACAGCUCUGCUAAUAGUCCUGCACCCGUCGUGCAAAUCGCUUGGCCUGUGACAAAAUGUCUGGUCGGGGAGGAUCCUGGUCCUUCAUAGUUGCCGCAGCGUUGACCGUAUUUCUGUUGGACGUUGUUGUUUUUGCCCAGGCCAAGAGCUUUGAGGAUGUUCGCUGCAAGUGCAUCUGCCCUCCCUACAGAAACAUCACUGGCCACAUAUAUAACCGAAAUGUCUCCCAGAAGGAUUGUAACUGCCUCCAUGUAGUGGAGCCCAUGCCGGUGCCUGGCCAUGAUGUUGAGGCUUACUGCUUGUUGUGUGAGUGCAAGUAUGAGGAACGAAGCAGCAACACCAUCAAGGUGACCAUCAUCAUUUACCUGUCUGUUGUGGGUGCACUGCUGCUUUACAUGCUGUUUCUGCUACUGGUUGAUCCUCUUAUCCGCAAACAUGACCCCUACACCCAGCCGCUGCACAAUGAGGAGGACUCUGAGGAGAUGCGUCCGCAGGUGGACAGCAGCCAGGCAAGAGGAAACACAGUGCUGGAGCGGGUCGAGGGAGCACAGCAGCGCUGGAAAAAGCAGGUCCAGGAACAACGCAAGACUGUCUUUGACCGCCACAAGAUGCUUAGUUAGACCCUUCGGCUAACCUCAAAACAGGUUUGAAAUAGGUAAUUUGACUGGGCUCAGUGCUAUUACACUGGCACCAGCUGCACUAUUAUCAGCCUUUUCAUUUGAUGUGCACUGCACACUCUGAAUUAGUAUUUCCUCACUAUAAAACAUAGAAACACUGAUCUAACAAGCAGAUUUUUUUUUUUUCAAAUUAAUUAUACGUAAUACUUCAGGGGAACUUGCAGUUCUCUGUAUGCGUGCUCUCGACUACUAGAUUUGGAAUGACUUGAAAAAAUAAGAAACUCUUUUGUCCAUUUAGCCAGACUGUGAAUAGCUUUUAAGCUUCUUUGUGAUAUUUUUUGUUUUUAGCUUCUUACUAAUAUGGUAUUAUAUUAAAGAGGUUUUCUUGUAGCAUAAUUUAUGAUGUUACCUCAAAACAGGUAAGCUUUAUGUUUGUGAAUGAUCAGUUUAGCUAAUGGGGUAGGGUGGAAAGAAUACCCUAUAUUUGCUAUUGCCAAGCAUUGCACAUAUCACAGUUUAGCACUAAUGAUAAUUUAUUUAUAUUUAAUUCUGAGUAUAUUUAGUGUCAUUUGCUAUAAAAUGUAAGUAAAGGAUUGUACAUUUUGGGCUUUGUAAUUUUAAAGCUUUGACAUUGCUACCUUUAAAAUGGCCCCAAUAUGUGCCUUUUUCUGUUUCUCUCCUUGUGUGAGUGAAUGUGUUAACACCAAACUCCAGUCCAAAAGUUGGCAAUUCACAGCUUGCCAAACAUAACACAUAGUAUGGUCUACCAAUAAAUUUUUGGCAGGUAUAUCGUCCGCCAGGUAGUAGUUGUGUUUCUGUAACUAAUAAUUUAUCAUGAAUUUAAUAGUGAACCUGAUUGGAAAACGGUUUCACCAGUGAUUAACAUUCUCUUAUUUUGCAGUAGAGUUUGAUGGAGUACGCUUUCCCAUGCACAGAGAGAAAUGGAGAAUGGGGCAUUAACAGAGCUUUAAAGCCAUCCUCAAAUGAAUCAAAUCUCUUCCACUGGAGAAUGUCCUAAAUCAGUAAAGCUGCUGAUAAUGCAGUUAAGUAUAACAGAAUCAGGAUGCCUUGUGGCUUUGAAGGGCCCUCGCAUACAUCUUUAUGUGUCAGUGAAUUCUCUUCCGCAUGCUGCUACUGAGGCUCCCUGCUGUGGAAUUUUUAAUAUGAAAGGAAAGAAAGAAAGGUAUGCUGAUUCAUAUUACCUCAUGCACAGUGCGAACUGCUGAAAUUUGUCUGUAAUGGUUUAUUUUAUCAGUGUUUUUGAUUGAUUUAAGUAUAAUUUCAUAUCACUGGUUUCAGUGUUUUGUAUUUAUAUUUCUCUCCAGCAUAAUUGGAGCAUUCCACUGCUCAUGUCUAUACAUUCAGCUUGAUGUGAAAUAAAAAAAAAAAAUUCUGAUUGAGUACAAGA
Molecule: messenger RNA, 2161 nt
Organism: Lates calcarifer (barramundi perch)
Lineage: Eukaryota; Metazoa; Chordata; Actinopteri; Centropomidae
Gene: tmem9
Product: transmembrane protein 9
Exons: 6
Coding region: 193-756 (187 amino acids)
Cellular component (GO): lysosomal membrane
Source: RefSeq, a predicted model, not a curated record